GGCAUUUAUUAUAAGAUCCCAAUUCAAAGUUGGGCGUGUUUCCCUUUCUCUCUUAGUCAUGGCACCUGCCAAGGUUUCUGGGUUUUACAAACAUGGAAAUGACUGGUUUUUUAAUGCGGGGUUGCCAAGUGAUUUAACGAUUAUAGUGGAUGGUGUGAACUUCCACCUUCAUAAGUUUCCUCUCAUGUCGAAAUGUGGGAAGAUUGCUUCCAUCUUUGAAGAACUAAAGAGUACCCACGAUAAGAUUUUUACCACAAAGCUUGAAGAAUUCCCUGGUGGCCCAGACGCUUUUUUGUUUGCAGCAAAAUUUUGCUAUGGCAUUAGAGUGGAAUUUACAGCAAGAAAUAUAAUAAUGGUCUACUGUGCCGCUGACUUCCUUGAGAUGACGGAUGAGUAUGGGGAAGAUAAUUUACUUUUGAAGUCUGAGAACUUCCUCCACAAAAAUGUACUUCGCAACUGGAAGGAUUGUAUAUUGGCUUUACAAAGUUGCGAGUCAUGCAUGCCGAGGGCAGAAAAGCUCCACAUAUUAAAGAAAUGUUUGAAUGCUGUAUCCAUGAUGGUUUGUACGGAUCCUAGUUUGUUUGGUUGGCCUAUGAUGAUGUACGGUAGCCUACAGAGCCCUGGUGGAAGCAUUCUAUGGAAUGGAAUAAACACUGGGGCGAGAAUAAGAAGUGCAGAAUCUGAUUGGUGGUUCGAAGACAUCUCAUAUUUCAGUGUAGGUUUAUUUGAAAGACUCAUUAAAACAAUGGAAGAAAGGGGUAUAAGAUGUGAACUUCUAGCAGGUGCCAUAAUGUACUAUGCAAGAAAGUAUCUACCAGGUCUGGGCCGAUGGCAGAGCACGCAGGGUGGCAAAGCCAGAACAGUUGCAAGUUUUAGCCUGACUCCUGCCACUGUUGAUCAGAAAGUUUUAUUGGAAAGCAUUGAAACACUUCUUCCAAAAAAGAAGGGCAAGUCCUUCUGCCGGUUUUUACUUGGACUUCUUCGUGUUGCAUCGAUAUUAGGUGUCAAUCAAACAUGCCAGGAUUCUUUGGAGAGGAGAAUUGGAAUGCAGCUGGAACUGGCUAGCCUCGAUGGUCUUUUGAUUCCUUCAUACUCAGAUUCUGAUACCCUAUAUAAUACUGAUUGUGUUGAACGGAUCGUCCGUCAUUUUGUGUCCUUGGAAUCAGGGUUAACAUUAUUUUCACCACCAUCAUUAGACCUAGAGUCAUCACCAUCAUCUGAACCCUUAAGAAAAGUUGCCAGGUUAAUGGAUAGUUAUCUUGCAGAAGUUGCUUCUGAUGUAAAUUUGAAACCCGGAAAGUUAUGUACUCUUGCAGAGGUCCUUCCAGAAUCUUCAAGACCUUUGCAUGAUGGUCUAUACAGAGCACUGGACAUUUAUUUCAAGGCACAUCCUUGGCUUUCUGAUGGAGAAAAGGAAGAACUUUGCAAUAUCAUUGACUACCAGAAACUUUCCGUUGAUGCUUGUGCCCAUGCUUCCCAAAAUGAAAGACUGCCACUCAGAGUCAUUCUGCAAGUCUUGUUCUUUGAGCAAAUGCAUUUAAGAAUGGCUUUAGCCGGCUGUCUCAAUGUCUUGGAAGCUGAAAGUGCCCCUACAGGUCAAGGGGAGAUAGCUGGUAAUGCGACAGCCGGCCAGAUCGUGCAAAGAGAUGGAUGGGUGACAGUUGUACGUGAAAACCGAGUCUUAAAGGUGGAUAUGGAAAAAAUGAGGUCUAGAGUAGGAGAGCUUGAAGAGGAAUUCAGUAAAAUAAAGCAAGAGAUGAAAAGGGUGACAAAAUCACAUAGCUCACUCAGUUCACCCCGUCUAGUUGCCCGGAAAUUCGGAUGCAAGCUCCUUGCGAAAUCCUCAGAUGCUCAAACAGAUGUUGCUGGAAGCACGGGACCAACUCCAAGACCAUCAGUUGAGCAGGCUUGUUCUUCCCGAAAUUCCAGGCAUCGGAAAAGUUUCUCCCUGUUUUGAUAGUUAACACACGUGGAAACUAACAUCAAUGUUUCGACAUAGAAACAGCAGUCCAAAGAAACAAAAAAGAAAAGAAAAGAAAAGAAAGCUUGUGUUUUGUUGUUGUAUAGGAAAUAUAGUUCUUGUGAAAAGAAAAAGAGAUUCAUAUCACCUACAGUUUUGGUGUCACACAUUUUUCUAAUUAUGAAAUCUUUACCAUUCAUGAUUUUGGGCAUAUAAAUUUCAUGAAUGGUUAAGAUCUCAUGUGAAGUGGUAGGAGUGUAGGAAAGAAGAUUGUUGGUGACAUGAACCUUAAGCAUCAAUUGUUGAAAUAAAUGUUAAUAGAGAGAGAGUAGGGUUGGUGGAAUCAUAUUUGUUUCUGGUUGUAGAGGGUAUCCAUCAUAUCGUUGUUUGUAAUCUUCAUCUUUACUUAUGUUUGGAUUUACUUACACACUCUACACUUCUGUAAAUCAAGUUGUAAGUUUGUUUAAACAUUUAUUAUUAAAUAAAUGUCAAGUUAUUUUUGUCCUAAA
Molecule: messenger RNA, 2469 nt
Organism: Gossypium arboreum
Lineage: Eukaryota; Viridiplantae; Streptophyta; Magnoliopsida; Malvales; Malvaceae
Product: BTB/POZ domain-containing protein At3g44820
Exons: 4
Coding region: 59-1957 (632 amino acids)
Molecular function (GO): protein binding
Source: RefSeq, a predicted model, not a curated record